Penicillium odoratum is the source of this 3126-nucleotide messenger RNA. RefSeq lists its product as uncharacterized. The coding region runs from base 1 to 3126 and encodes 1041 amino acids. The transcript has a single exon. NCBI's taxonomy places the organism in Eukaryota, Fungi, Ascomycota, Eurotiomycetes, Eurotiales, Aspergillaceae. The record is from RefSeq and is a predicted model, not a curated record.
AUGUCGCUCCCAAUACAAAGUAUAGUAGCUACGCCUUUACAUGCCGUCGCUGAAUCAAAUAUUGGCCUUGCUCACCUCCAUCUUGAUUUCUCACUGGCCAAAUUUGAGGCGCCGCUUGAACUUCGUCCGCUGGGGAAAGAACUCUCCAAGGCCCGACGAGAAUCCGCGGAAGAUGGAUCAUUUCAUAUCCUCGCCCGACGACUAGGUGUGCUCUUUGAUGAUGUUUUACCAAACGUGCCAUCGCUGCUCGAAGCGUAUGGAGCCCGUGCCAGCGAGAUCGUUCAAGAGACGACACCAAAGUUGAAAAAACCCGGAGAUAUUGUGGAGGGAUUCUUUGGGUCCCAUCUCGGUAUAGACUCUACCACAAUCUGGGCAAGUGCUACCAGCGGAAAGUCAGUGCUCCGCAUCCAUCUUCUUACUUGCAUGCUAGCUCGGAUAUGGCCUCCCCAAGAGGCAACUGCAAUUUGGGCAGAGUUGGUUACUCAACGGCAAAAGAUCAUCAAGAACCAAGCUCAAUCCACCGAGAUUGCGGAUAAUUAUUUGGCUCAGUUGGCAGCCGCUCAUGAAAUCGACAGAUCAUCCCUAGGGAAAUGGGAUGCUAGCGCACGGGCAUGGCUACAAGUUGCGGAUCAAGCGCGCAAGAAAGAGCAAGUUCAAGCUCAACUGAUUGUCAACAAUCUUUCCUUGGCUGUUAAAUCCCAUGCCGAAUCAGACCAAAGCUUCGCAACCAAGACGAACUCCUAUGACAGCGUCUUACUCAAUGUCAACCGGGCUUUGACCACGCUGGACAAAUUGACUAAAGGAGAGCCGCAAAGGAUCACCGAUGGGGGAAUCCUACUUGGCUUAAUCUCCUGGCAUCUCUACCCUGAUCUCGUUGUCUUGGGUUCAAGCACCAAGGAAAUACAGCAGCGAGACCCCUUGAUCAAAGCGGGGGGAAUCGUCACUAUCUCAAUAACCAGUGAGGUCGGCCGUGGGGAGGGGGUUUAUUGGUCUUUGCCCUUGGCCAGCCUUAAAUACUACGGAACAGUUCAGCAAGAACGGUCAACGAUGCGGGACUCCAGAAUUUCUGUUGAACAACUCCAGGCAUUAUUACUGGGUGCUUCGUUGGGAGCAGAUGAAGCUGCACUCACCGCGGCGCAGAUUUUGCAGUCUCUUUGGAAGAUAUACUACAACAUGUAUCAAGCCAAAAUGUGCCAAUUGAGCAAUAAAACCUUUGAGCCGCCCGAAGACCUUCUUAGUCUCCACCGCGUGGAUCCAUUACAAGAUGCCCCCGCGUCACUCAGAGCAUUGAUGAGAAUAUUGCACAUAUUGUUUCCUCUCAACGGUGGGAUUGAACUUGUUUUUUCCGCUGACGACAAUGAGAAAAAUACCGCCUCCCAGCUCAUGCGGUAUGGAAGCAACUACGGUAGAUCUUGGAUCGGAAACACGAGUAGUUCCAUCUCAAGUCUAUUCGGCUUAGCAAACCUGUCAUCCCUGCUUUGGACGAUUACCACCCCAGCUGCAAGAAUACAAUUACUUCGUGACAUAUGCGUGAAAAACCAUCUAUCCCCAUCGGAUUAUAUGAUUCGUUUUCGAACUUCGGAAAAAGAAUGGGCCUAUACAUCAAUAACCGAGGAAUCCGAGACUGUGCAUUGGGGGAAGAAACGGAAAUGGGACCAAUAUGCGUCUCAGGAUAUGGGGUCUGUUAAGAUCCUAGAGAUUCCACCAGAUGAGACUUGGGCCUUUGUAGCUGGCCUUGAAGCAUUGCGGGGGCACGUUCAGGCACAGAUUCAAGAGCAUAUUGCUUGGGAUGCACUGUAUAAGGACUUUAAAAAGAACGAGGAUGAGCCGGAUACUUUUGGUACUUAUCAAAAACUUUACAGCGAACUUUUGGAGGAUGAACCCUCCUACGGUGAUCGAACUGUUAUUUUUGAUUUGGUCUUCGGACAACACAACCUUGCAGCGGUUUAUGCGAGAAGAACUGUUCAAUCGCCGAGAAAACAGAUUUUCUCGAGUACAGUUCCUCUCACAAUGGUGCAAGAUUUGUUGGAUAGAAACCUAUUGAAUCUUGAUACUCUGGCAUCGCGUCUCUCACAUCAUUUCGAGACUGAGCAAACCGCUCAUGGCAACUCUCUGCUUGCUCUUGGACGAGUUUUACAUUACUAUAAGUGCCACUUACCCCAAGCCACUGUGUCAAUGGGCGUGAUCAAGAACAAACUGAACUCUUGGGUAUGGUCCCAGUCGGUAGUCAAUGAGCUCGACAUUCUUGAUACCCUCGCCGAACAGCAAGCUCGCGCAGGAAAUCUACCAGUGUCGAUUUACCCAAGCUUAUUACCACGCGAAUCUGCAUUUGCGGCAAUUUUACAAUUUGAGUCAGGUACCAUAGAUGUGGAUACAUCUGAUCUGACAGCCGUAUUGGCAGUGUCAAGUGGUAGUUCGCUUUUCAUUGCCGAAGAACUUCUUCACGAUCCAACUCUUCGAGUGGAUGCUCCACAAUACGCAAUAUCACAUCUGACAGGAAAUAUUGGGAAGGCGGGAAUAGCUCUAUUGAUCCCUCCACCUGAGCUUAAUAUCCGCGAACACGACCUUGAGCGAUGGCAGUUUGUCAACCACAAUCCAUUUGAUGGUAAACUAAGUGGUGGAGAAUUUGAGGGCACAUCUCUUCAUCUGUCUUUUACUGGGUGGGAAGGGCCUCUCACCCUUGGCCCAUCCAGAUACCGAGGGAUGGAUGCCUAUUUCGUGGAAACCCUAGUCUCAGUGAACGACGGUGGACAAUGGGUGGGUGAUCUGGAUAUCUUGAAGGGUCUCAAGCAUCUGAAAAUACAAAACAGCAGUACAGACAAAAAGAAAUGCCUGCAUGACCCUGGCUUCUCAGCGGCUGGGGUAAAAAUGGUGUCCAUAGACUGCUGGGAGGAGAUCCUUGACCCGCCUGCUGGAUUUCUAGUGCUACGUUCUUCACCAGACAUAAAUGGUACCGGCUAUUGGCAAUGGAUGGUAAGACUGGCAGCGGUGGGCAUCGCGGCAUCAAGAAAUUACCAGUGUAUCUGCUUACCCGUUGGAGACUUUUGUUGGACCUGUGUCGUUGGAAAUCUCCGUGAACACGCCAGUUCCGCUGAUUUUAAGCCCAGAAUAUUGUUCAUUGGCUAG